This is a messenger RNA of Salvia miltiorrhiza (redroot sage), 991 nucleotides long. Its product is annotated as mitochondrial import inner membrane translocase subunit TIM10. NCBI's taxonomy places the organism in Eukaryota, Viridiplantae, Streptophyta, Magnoliopsida, Lamiales, Lamiaceae. Gene Ontology annotation, biological process: protein insertion into mitochondrial inner membrane. The transcript is spliced from 6 exons. Bases 432 to 686 code for a protein of 84 amino acids. The record is from RefSeq and is a predicted model, not a curated record. Gene Ontology annotation, cellular component: mitochondrial inner membrane.
AAAUAAUAAUCAAAUAUUUAUUCAUAUAAAAUUCAAACGAACAAUAAAACUGACAGCCCAACUACCAACAAUUUCAAUUAACAUAAAUUAACUCACAAAUUAUAACAAUUUGGGCCACUAAUAAAACUAAAUAAACAAAGAGCCCAAACUAAAAUUAUACUAACAAACAAACUAAAAUCCAAACAAAUGUAAAACCUAAUCCUUUGCGCCGCUUAUGUUUGGUUUCUCCCUUCUCACUCUCGCAUUGUUCUCUCUGUCUCUCUUUCGCUCUCACGUCUCCGGCCUCUCUGUGUUGCCGUCGUCAUCGGCUUGCCCAACCCCCUCGUCUCCCAAUCUCCCUCAUCACGUGUCGCCGCCUUCGCUCAGCCCCCUGUGGCCCCGAUUCGCCCCCCUUCUCCAUCCUUGGCGCCUGCGUCUGCAACAGAUCUCUAAUGGCUGCGGGCAAUGCCCCAUCUGCUCAUGAGAGAGAACAGAUUAUUGGAAUGAUGGAGAAGGAGAUGGAGUACAGGGUGGAUAUGUUUAACAAGCUCACACACACGUGUUUCAGCAAGUGCGUCGAGAACAAGUACAAGGAAGCUGAGUUAAAUAUGGGGGAAAACAGCUGCAUUGACCGUUGUGUUUCGAAAUAUUGGCAGGUGACUAACUUGGUUGGCCAGCUGCUAGGCAACAGUCGACCUCCAAUGUAAAGGAGAUAAUUUUUCUUUUGCUCAGCUGACUCGAGACGAGUAUACAAAGAUUAUGUUGUAUUCGUUGAAAACUCAAAUUAAUCAAAUAAAACCUGAAUCUGGCAGGUAUUUAUUUGGCGUUGUCAAGUUGCAUUAGCUUAUCUUUUUAGAUGCAGAACCGUUUGCUUAUGCUAGGCACUACUUUACAAUUUUAUUGAAACCAACUAGCUGGUAAAGAUUCAAUAUAUUCUUCUCAUAUAAGUGCUGCCACGUAGUUGGAAAAUUCUUUUGAAACGCUGAGUAAAAUUUGAGUUGAUGUUUUCGCA